Molecule: messenger RNA, 611 nt
Organism: Drosophila innubila
Lineage: Eukaryota; Metazoa; Arthropoda; Insecta; Diptera; Drosophilidae
Gene: RpII18
Product: DNA-directed RNA polymerases I, II, and III subunit RPABC2
Exons: 2
Coding region: 125-523 (132 amino acids)
Biological process (GO): DNA-templated transcription
Cellular component (GO): nucleus; RNA polymerase III complex; RNA polymerase I complex
Molecular function (GO): DNA binding; DNA-directed RNA polymerase activity
Source: RefSeq, a predicted model, not a curated record
CAUCAUUUGGGCCAGGUGGCAGCCCUUCGGCUUGGAAAGAAAACAAGAACGAACGAAGCGUGCAAGCGGUGUGUUUUCACCAAAAUAUUUAUAAGUGAAUAAAUUAUAUUAAAAUAGAUACAUAAUGGAUGACGGAGAAUACGAUAACGAUGAUGUCGGCGGCGGUGACGAUUUCGACGAUGUUGAUGACGACGUUGACGAGGACAUUGCCCAAGAGGAAGAAGUGGACAACAUUGAGAUAAUUACACCCGGUAUCGCUGGAGGUGGUGGUGUGCCCAAAUCCAAACGCAUUACUACCAAAUAUAUGACGAAAUACGAGCGCGCACGCGUCUUGGGCACGAGAGCACUGCAAAUUGCCAUGUGCGCGCCAAUUAUGGUUGAACUGGAUGGCGAGACGGAUCCACUGCAAAUAGCAAUGAAGGAGCUAAAGCAAAAGAAGAUUCCAAUUAUAAUACGCCGCUUUCUGCCCGAUCACUCGUACGAGGACUGGAGCAUAGACGAGCUUAUCAUGGUGGAUAACUAGCCGGGGUAGAUAUAGGAACAUAAAUGGAAUAAACCAUAAUAGCUAUUAGACAUUUAUUACUCUUUGCAAAUAUACAUACUUAAUUACA